Molecule: messenger RNA, 1443 nt
Organism: Diaporthe batatas
Lineage: Eukaryota; Fungi; Ascomycota; Sordariomycetes; Diaporthales; Diaporthaceae
Exons: 6
Coding region: 1-1443 (480 amino acids)
Biological process (GO): transmembrane transport
Cellular component (GO): membrane
Molecular function (GO): transmembrane transporter activity
Source: RefSeq, a predicted model, not a curated record
AUGGUGUCGGAGGCGCGAAAGCCGUGGUGGUGGAUACAAUGGUUCGCGGAUGAGGACACGCCUCAGGAGAGGAAGCUGAUCGUCAAGCUCGAUCUUCUCAUCGUGCCCUACGCAUUUCUCGCAUACUGGACGAAGUAUAUCGACCAAGCGAACCUGAACAACGCAUAUGUCUCUGGGAUGAAAGACGAGCUCGGCUUCGCGGGCAACGAGCUGGUCCAGUUACAGACCAUGUACACGGUCGGCGCGGUCGUGGGCCAGAUACCCUUCAUGUUCUUGUUUACCUUGUUCCCUAUGAACUGGAUCAUACCCUUUCUCGAUGUCUGCUGGGGCAUUUUCACAUUACUACAGUACCGCGCAAAUAGCUUCGCUGAGAUUGCGGCAUAUCGCUUUCUCGUCGGCUGGUUCGAGGCCGCUUUCUUUCCUGCAAUGCACUAUAUCUUCGGCGCGUGGUACAGAGGUGACGAGAUCGCUCGAAGAGGCGGCGUGUUUUACGUUGGACUCACGCUUGGGACGCUGACAGCCGGGCUGAUCCAAGCUGGCGCCUCUUCAUCUUUACACGGUAUCAAUGGCCUCUCAGGGUGGCGCUGGAUGUACAUUAUUUGCGCAAUUAUUACUAUCCCUAUAGGGAUUCUGGGAUAUUUUAUCCUGCCUGGGACGCCUGACAAGCCUAAUAAGUUAUUCCUGAAACAGUCGGAUAUCGAUCUGGCAGCACAGAGGCUCAAAAGAGCCGGGCACGCAACCACGGGCAAAUUUCAGUGGCGCGCGAUAAAACAGCUCGCUACGAAAUGGCAGUUCUGGGCCCUUGUCUGGCUUGAUAUAUUCUUCUGGAAUGGCAGUAUCAAUACAUCAACCGGCGGUUUCCUACUCUGGAUUAAGAGUCUGAACCGCUAUUCGACCCCGAAGGUCAACGAGCUCGGCACCAUCUCGCCCGCGUUGGGAAUAUUCUACACUCUUCUAAUAUGCUUCGCGUCCGACCUAUUCCUCGGUCCAGCGUGGGCCAUUACCGUGGCCCAUAUUUGGAACAUCAUCGGGCUGAUCAUCCUGGUUGUCUGGAAGGUUCCGGAGCCGGCACUAUGGUUUGCGUUCGCCACCACCUACUCUGCCGUGGCGAUGUCGAGCGUUUUGUAUGGCUGGGUCAACCACCAGCUACGAGGUUCUCCGGCCCAGCGCGCCUUUACGCUCGUGCUCAUCAAUGCCGUUUCUCAGUCAACUACGGCUUGGACGCCACUUCUGGUUUUCCCAACUGUCGAAGCACCCCGGUUCGCGAAGGGAUACUCGUUCGUUCUAGCGAAUGCCGUCUGCCUUAUCGCGCUGGCGCAUGUCAUACGUGUUCUCCUUGAGCGAAAAGAAUCGAGCACACGCCCUGGUGAGACCGAGGCCGAGACUUCCGAUACCGAAGGGGUGGUCGCCAGUACGGAUGGGGCGAAGGCCGAUGCCGUCUAA